CAUAAAAGGUUUCUAGUUCUCAGUUACCUUAACAAUGUGAUAAGCUGUGGAGACGGCUAAGGAUCCAGGAAAGGAAUUUAACAAUGUGAUGGUGUGAAUUCAGUCAAGGCAGAUCUUAACUGAUCAGGGUCAGCAGUGAAAGGUGUCGUCCCCAUCAGACCACACGUCUAUUUUAGGCCCUUGAUGCAAAGAUCUGAAGCAAACCAAUUCAGUCAAGAACAGCCCCAGAGAAUUAGCUUCCCAUCCUAGAUGUUCUAGUGAGUAGUUUAGGCCUACAACUUUAACUCUUUACGAUAUAAAUAAAGAAUGCAGCGGCAUGGGGGAACAGCAGCGACAUGUUUUCUCAUCGACGUAGGAUAGCUGGAUGAUACUUCAUGGUUUGGAAGUGGACCAGACAAUGUCUCCUGCAGAAAGUUUAUAAGCUCGUUCCUUCACCUGAAGGAUUCUUCCUUAUGCUGGUCAUAUCUUUGGCCGAAGUUAGGCCAAAAACGCUUCUGUCUUUUGGCUAUUGAAUCAGCAAUGCAAAUAUUGUUGAUGACGAGGAUCUUGCUAUUUAAAAUUAGUU
This is a messenger RNA of Arabidopsis thaliana (thale cress), 565 nucleotides long. RefSeq lists its product as uncharacterized. The transcript has 2 exons. The coding region runs from base 375 to 512 and encodes 45 amino acids. The record is from RefSeq and is marked reviewed. NCBI's taxonomy places the organism in Eukaryota, Viridiplantae, Streptophyta, Magnoliopsida, Brassicales, Brassicaceae.